Lolium rigidum is the source of this 1737-nucleotide messenger RNA. RefSeq lists its product as uncharacterized. The transcript is spliced from 9 exons. The record is from RefSeq and is a predicted model, not a curated record. NCBI's taxonomy places the organism in Eukaryota, Viridiplantae, Streptophyta, Magnoliopsida, Poales, Poaceae. The coding region runs from base 1 to 1737 and encodes 578 amino acids.
AUGACCGCCGCCGCGUGGCCGGUCUGCACAAUCUGCUACGAGGACCUCCGCCCGCUCUCCGACCAGCACCUCUACUGCCUCCCCUCCUGCGGCCACGUCUUCCACGCCCUCUGCGUGGAGCAAUGGCUGGAGUACUGCCCUGGCGCGGGCGGCAAGAAGAAGGGCACGUGCCCCAUCUGCAAGCGGGCAUGCGGCGCCUCCCACCCGCCGACCCGCCUCUUCUUCCAGUCCACAGGCGCGUGCCCCACGCAGGCGUCCCCCCGCUCGUCGCAGGACGCCGACCCGGAGGCGCUCGCCGCCGAGGUCGCGCGCCUGGAGCAGAAGGCGGCGUCCCUUGGCCGGGUGCUCGACGAGCAGCGCGACGGGAUCCAGAAGCUUAACGCCGAGGUCGUCAGGUGGAAGGAGAAGGCGGCAGCGGCGGAGACGAUGCGGGAGGCGGCUAGGAAGGAGAAAGAGUAUGUGCAGCUGCAGCUCAAUGUGAAAACAGAGGAGCUGUCGAGGAGGACUACGGAGUGUGGGAGGUUGCAGGAGAGAAGCCUUGCGUUGGCAAAGGAGCUUGCUGCGCUGAAGCUGUCGACAGACAUGAACCUUCAGGAGGAAGAGAUCCUAAAGCUGGCUUCACUGGGUAACCAUGGUAAUCUUGAGAAUGCUGUUGACGUCCUGAAGAGAUCGCUUGCUCUUCGCAACAGGAGCUACAAAGAUUUGAUGGUCCAAUGCAAUCAUCUGGGAAGAUCUGAAACUCGCGCUAAGCAGAAGAUUGAGAAGGCCAGUGAGCUGAUAAAGAAGUUGAGGGCAAGGGUGCUAGACCUUCAGAAGGAACUGGAAGAAAAGGAGAAUAAUGUCAUCAGGGACUUGAGGUCUUCAAAGAAAUUUAAAGCAGACCAGAACCAGACAAAUCCAGUAAAUCCCACUGCUAAUAAUGGUUUGUCUAGUCCAAGUGCUAGAUAUGGGAAUCAAACUGCGAAGCGUGAUGACUUGAUGCAGGAUGGAAGCAACGAGAAGGCUCACUUGAACCAGUUGACUCCUGAAGCUAAAAAUGAUCUGAACUUGAAAGACAACAUGGACACGAAGUUUACAGAUGUGAUAGACUUAGAUGGUGAUGAUGACCACCUGAUAAAAUGUUCUACCAAGCCAUUUGGGAACAGUGAUUACACUUUGGAUGCACAGAAUCAGUCCGGUCGUUUUGAACAUGAUAACAACGAGCCCACGACAUUUCGAUGCGAGCCUUCCUUUUUGAAGCACACAGUGGCAACUGGGAAAUCAACAUUUCAGGAGAAUAUUAUGAAGACAAAACCCCAAAACGUUCAAGAGCUUCCCGUUUCGAGAAGCAUGAACGAUACAACCUCAUGGAAGAAACAAGCACUGACAAUUGAUGCCAUCUCUAAACAAGCAACUCGGCUGGCUUCUGGCACUGGACCUCAGCAAUUUCACAAUUUAAAUUCUCUUUCUGAUGAUGAUUUUGAAACACCACAUGGAAGUACUGGUCUGGAAGGGGCAAGAAGAGGCAUUGGCAAUUGGUCCAAGGGCAUGGCAGCACCUAGGUCUCUAAAUGCAAAUGCAAACAGGGGCAAUCUGAUUUCCGUGGGGCCUGACGGGCGCGGGGGAAAGGUGAAAGUCCUGAAAGAUCAUGGCCGGUUCCAGGGUAGCAAGACUCCAGCACUGUGGCCCAAAGCUCAGCAGAAGGCUGGAGGCAAAAGCGGGCAAUCUCAAAUAGAGCACUUCUUUGGGAAGAGAUGA